AACAAGCGGCGAGCGGACGGCGUUCAAGGAAUCCCAAAAACUUUUCUUUUUUCCCCCCCAACACACACACACUGCGCCGCCGCGGUGUCUUUACUCUUCCAUCUACUCCUCCGCCUUUGCUCUGAACGCGAAAGUAACAGCGAAGUCGCCGAAGUGUGCCCGCCGGCGAUGAAGCGGACGCCACCCGCCGCUCGGAAGAAGCCAAGUUGCGGGAGGAAAAAACUUAUGAAAUGAUGCGCGAGCGACUGCAUCCCUCCCUCCAAAGUUCAGCUAAGGUGGCUAACGUUAGCUAGCGCAGGACCCUGCUCGCUGACUCCGACGUCAACGUCUGGAUUCACUUUUUAUUCACCCGUUGAGCCGGGUUUUGUGGUUACACGCCGCUUGGUGUGGUGGAAGAGAGGGCGUGAGGAUAUCUGAACCGUGUGGCCGACUGAAAGCUUCCAUCCUUGGCUCUCUACUACCUAACGUUAGGUCGGACCAGGGUACCGUAUCAAGCUAGUCCCUUUUAGCCAAGUGAUGCUAGCUGAGAGAGAGCUAGCCAAACAUCAAAUAAACUUGUUGAGAGUUAGUCUGCGUUUUUAAUAAGAGUGACAUUACUCUCGCAAUUCCCCCUUCCCCAUAUGCUCUCCAUCGUUAAAAGACUGCAGUGUUUUUCUUUUUAAACUUCAUAAAUAGAGCUACUACAACGUCUCUACCUAGGCUAUUUGAAGAGAGAAGUCAAAGAUACCCCCCCCAUGACCAUAUCACUGGUACUUACGAAAGAAACAACGGAACCGGAUGUACCUGAACGUAUCAUCAUUGUCCCGUUGAGUUGUGGCUGUGAAGUCGGAAGGAAUGGAAAGUGACAGUUACAGUAAAGGGCUCCAUUGACUCUGGACCACUUUGACAAUCUGUGUCACUUUUGAAGAAGUCGGUCUGAGUGAUGUAAGUGACCCCGAGUCACUCAGCACCAGCCCUGUAUUUCUACCAUUUUCUAUUUUUUUUUUUUUGGUCUUCUCUUUGGUCCCAUCUCAAGCCUCUCUGGUGCGGGGUGGGGGGGCACUUGCGUCUGAGGAGCUGAGGGACUUCACCUGGGAUUAAGUGAAGAGUGCUACAAUGAAGGUCACUGUGACUUUUGGGCAGACCGGUGUGGUGGUGCCCUGCAAGCAAGGCUGGACCGUGAGGGACCUCAUCCAACAAGCCACACAGAGAUACAGAAAGCUCCUGGAACAGGAAGGAGACUUCCUGGUUCGGACCCACCAUGUUGAAUACUGUGACGGGGGGAUUCUGGACCCCGAUGACGUCCUCAGUGAUCUGGUAGAAGACAAGGACAAGCUGAUGGCUGUGUAUGAGGAGCAGGAAGCCCAGCAGAGGGGCGUGGCCAACACGAGGUCCGCCCCCAGCCCCGACCUGCACCAAUCGGAGCUCUCUGUCUUCCAGCCGGCCGCAGAGGGAGAGAUCGAAGUCAAUUCCUCCGUCCUCAAGUCCAACACCCCGCUGUUAGUGAGGAGCAGCAGCGACUCGGCCCUCAGCCCCCAGCCGAAAGAGGCCGGACCCCCCCUCGCUGAGGAGGCCGUCGGGACGGCCGCCGUUCCUGCUGGGGAGAGGCAGGCGGGGGUUGACCGACCCCAAGGCCAACACACCUCCAACGGCAGGUCAGUGCGCACUAGGCUCAUGCUAUUAAUGUUAUGUAACGGUGAGAGUAACUUAUUGAGUGUGCGUAUGGAAUACGGGGCCCAGGAAGUGUUCCGUCAGGCGAUGCGCUCCCCAGUGGUGCGCUUGGAAGUGGUUCCCUCCACCAACAGAGAACGCUACGAGAAGAGUCUGAUCGGGCAGCUUUUCGGCAACAGCGCCGGCCUCGCCGGCAGCCCCCAAGUCGCCAAGACCAAAGAGCCCCCCCCUCCUGUCAAAGCCAAGCCCCUGUUCAAGCCGCCAGAGAAUGCGGCUGUGCGAUUGGCCGAGGAAGCCGCUGCGAACACUCCCAGGGGGAGGAGUGAGAGCCCCCUCCCUAAGAAAAGUCCUGCCCUCUCCAGCCUGGUGACCAAUAAGAGGGGAGGACGGAGGCUGAGGAUCGACCUAAAGAAAGGCUCAGAAGGUCUCGGUUUCACCGUGGUAACCAGAGAUUCUUCAGUCCACGGCACGGGUCCCAUUCUAGUAAAGAACAUUCUGACACGUGGAGCCGCCGUUAAAGAUGGCCGCCUGCAGUCCGGAGACCGCAUACUUGAGGUCAACGGGGUGGAUAUCACAGGUGUGGGCCAAGAGGAGCUGGUGUGCAUGCUGCGCAGCACGCGGCCAGGAGAGAGCGUGUGUCUCGUGGUCCUGCGGCAGGAGGAGAUGUUCCUGCCCCGAGAGAUGAAGGACGAGCUGUGCCGUCUGACUGGCUUCGUGCCGGAGAGCGGGAAGGAGCAGCUCAUGUUCGAGGUGCCCCUCAACGACACCGGCUCGGCGGGCCUGGGCAUCAGCCUCAAGGGGAACAAGUCCAGGGAGACGGGAGAGGACCUGGGCAUCUUCAUCAAGUCCGUCAUCCACGGCGGGGCGGCGUACAAGGAUGGCCGUCUGCAGGUCAAUGACCAGAUGGUAGCGGUGAACGGAGAGUCGCUUAUGGGAAGGUCCAAUCAUGUCGCCAUGGAGACGCUCCGCCGCUCUAUGUCACAGGAAAGAAACAUAAGAGCGACGAUCCAACUAGUGGUGCUGAGGGCGCUCAAGGACCAACGCGGUGCAUCACCCGAUCGCUCGUUCGACAGCUGCUCUGGCCAGUCGGGACCCCCCAUGGUGAACAACGCCCUCUACGCCUCUAGUGCGACCAAUGGGAGUCUCUCUUUCAUGGACGAGGACGAGGAGGGGGAGCUCUACGCACAUGAGACAGACUUCAGCAGCUCCAAGCACCACUCUGAUCUCCAGGAGAGAGGAAGCUUCCACACCUCUGGCCCGGCCCAGCCGCAGUGUCCCGCCCAGAACCGGAGCCAGCGCCACUUCCAGCACGUCAAAGCCUCCAAGAGCAUGGACCUGGGUACGACUCAGAACCAGCAGCACACUGUGGCAGAUGAGAGCAACAUGAGGUCCCUGGAUGCAGCGUCUCCGUCAGCGCCGGUGGAACUCGGCCCGACCCUCGGCUUGAAAAAGUCCAGCUCUCUGGAGAGCCUCCAGACGGCCAUGUCAGAGGUGAACAGAAACAACGAGCUCCUCCCCUUCCACCGACCUCGCCCCAAUAUGGUCAGAGGAAGAGGCUGCAACGAGAGCUUCCGAGCAGCGAUCGAUAAGUCCUACGACGGGCCACCCGAGGAAGAGGACGACGAUGGUUCGGAGCCCAGUUCGGGCCGGGACACCCCUGCGAGCAGCUCGUCCCGCCAGGGGUUGGCGGAUCGGACGGAAGACAAAAGCAAAAAGGAGAAGAAAAAGAAACCGAAAGCUAAGAAGAAGGAAAAGAACAAGGGGAAAGGGAAGGAGAAAGAGAGAAAGAAAGCGGCGGAGCCCGAGGAGACGGAGAAGAAGAGCAAGAAAAUAGGCUUUGGUCUGCUAAGAUUCGGGAAGAAGAAAGAGGAGAAAAAGGAGGCGAAAGCAGCUCGGCGACAGAAGUCGGACAUCAUGAGUGAUCAUGAGUUUGAGAGGAUGAAAGAGGAGAGGGAGAGGAUCGAGGCGGGGCACCCCGAGCUGAGAGAGCACCGCAGAGACCAGCAGGGCGGCGCGUCGCCGUAUCCAGAUGUCGAAGAUGACGAGCUAGACCCCAGCUAUGCCCAAAUACAACCCUUCAGGGGCCGAGAGGCGGGACCAAUGGCGGCGCCGCCGCCUCAGUCCCCUCCCUACAGCCACGUUGGCCCACCGUCCCCCCAGGGCCACAUUCCAGGGCACGGGAGUCACGGCAACGACCCUGGAACCGUCCCCGGUGAUGACCCGCUUGAUCGGCUGUACGCCAAAGUCAAUAAGCCGAGAGGGGCGGGACCUACACCUUCCGCUGUUGCCGCUGCCGCCAAUGACGGUGUGGACCGGAUCCAGCAGCUACGAAGAGAAUACCAGCAGGCGAGGAGAGAAGGAGCGGUGCCGCCUUAUGAGGAACUGGAUCUACGCCGCAGAGGACAUGAAAACGAAGCACCAAGGAUGGCGAGCAGAGCGGCGGAUCAUCGCUCGGCGCCACGUUACGAGGAAGUGGAACGUCAGUACGCCUCCCUGCCGAGGCGCGGCCCUCUGGAUGUGACGGACUACCCCAUGCAGCCCUGGUCGGGUCAUUACCCCGGACCCCCCCAGGGGUACCCUCAGUCCCCCUCCUACCCUCACGCCAACCCCCAGUCGGCCCCGUCUUACUCCGGCUACCCGCCUGGUCAACCAUACGCGCGGCCAGGUGACCCCCGCGGCGUCGACCCCGGCUACUACCCCCACCCGAGCUCCCAGCAGAGAGGCCCCAUGCGGCAGGACGUGCCCCCGUCCCCCACCCCGCCCCUGCGUGGAAUGCGGUACGACACUGUGACGCGCGGCGCCGCGGGCGGAGGCUACAGGCGCCCGGUGGAUCCCAGUGCAGACCAGUACGUCUACACUGGCGAGGGAGGAAGACAGCCACAGCAACACCAAACCAACCCGAGGCAGAAGAACGCCAUGACUGCGGCCGUGUAGAGCGAGCAGGAGCCCGACGCGAGCCGCUCCUCCGCGGGCCGUACUUUACCCCUCGGUGGCGUGAUGUGAAUCCCAGUGGUUAUCAAACGCUGUCUGCGCGGUAAUAUCUAAUAAUAAUAAUACACCGACAAGGUAAAGGAGGUUAAUAACCGAGUGGCCGCGUGAAGCUUAAUGUCUUGUUGUUUGAAGUCAUUUAAAUUGCUUUGAGUCUUCGCGCAGUAUGAAAUUAGCAGGGUUUCUACUUUUCACUGUACUCUGAUUAAGUCGUCUCUUUCAAGAACCCGUCGGAGCCACAAAGAUAAUUGGAUCUGUUCAGAUGAAGGCGCACAUACAGCUCACGCUGCACCUGGUGGUUCCACUGCUGCUGCUCCACAAACAAGGGGAACUAUUUUAAAUGUCACCACAUGUUACAUUUUUGGAAUAAAAUCCUCCGGUGUUGAGAUGUAGAAGAUGAUGGAAACAGCAAAGGAUUUAUUUGGAAAAAUCCUAAUUUGUACUGUUUAGUAAUUAAGAAUCCACCAAACAACAUCUCAAACUGUGAGCGAACGUUUCAGUAUUAAAUCAAGUGCGUUUUUAGACCCAUUAUCUCAACUUAACAGUAACGUAACAGGGAGAACGCCACUAGCCACGACGACUGGUCUGAUGUACACAUGCAGUAUUUUUUAUUCAACGAAUUAUGGAAAGUACUUAAUUAAUGUGCUCUAAAAGCGCCGUAUUAUCUUCACUUAAUGUGCUUUUAAUAAUUCUAUAGUUGCCUUUCGUUCUAUCCAAUCAGCAGGCUCCUUAACGUUUCCAUUUAGCCACUCGCUAAACCAGCAAUUAGGUGGGAGGCGGGACCCCAGCGCCCAACGCGUCUCUGUUUCACUGCAAGAAGCACAGCGCCAUUCAUUCCGCUGGAGAUUAAAUGUUUAAGAUGACACUUCAGGGGUGGCUGAGUCGGUCAUUUGACUGGAGCCCGUGCGGACCAAACAAAGCAUUUAAUUCGCUUGUUUGCCUGACAGAUCUGCACCUCGGAGGAAGAGAGUAGAUAGGAAGGCAAGGAGGGAAAGAGGAGAUAGAUGGUUAUGAAGCAAUAGACUGGCAGCGCACGUGGAGGGAAGCUCCCGGUGGUUUGAUGCAGAGAGUCUUCAAAGCACAACACGGGAGAGGCGGUGAUGAGAGGUCGUGGGUACGCGGGCUGCAGAGGUUCUGCAGCAGGAGGAGGGUCACAGGGCCUCCGCGUUGAAUGACGGCCGUGACUGUGUCUUUUUCACGCUUUUCUUUCAGCAUCAGUGUCAAACUCCCAAAUAAAAGAAGAAAAUAAGGACGGGGCAGUUUGACCUGGUGGUGAAGUGAGGAGAAGAUGCCUCCUGAGAUCUCAGUGUUAACGUUAGCAGCCUGGCUCCUGUACGGGAGCACCAGCUACUGGCGUUACCUCAGACAACGCCCCCAAACAACCAAUGGGGGCGCAAUAUUUGGUAAAACAGUAGAAAACGUUGUUUUAGGUUGGCGAGCUGCAGAGAGAUGUCCCGGCCGGCGUUUCAUAUUCAACAGAAAACAUCUUUGUUUGGUAGAGAAAUGGGCAAAAGUCCCACCGUCAUCCUGCUAGUGGGUUUUUAAAAGAAAACGAGAAUAACAAUGCAGAAAUCAACGCUCCUUCUAAAUUCACAAAGAAUAUCGUGAUUGCAAUAUCGAAAUCUUUCAUCCGAUGUUUAAUGAAUCUUUGUCAAAAAUGUUGUAUUUGUAUUUGAAGGGGAAACAAGAAGCUUAAAUGUCACAUGAAGAAUUAAAACAGUGUUUUAUACGCCUAAGGCCUUAGAGGUGGAGAGUAAUGAGUCAUUACAACUAAUUACUAAAUAAUAUGUGUGAUUCUGUAUCAAAGGGUUGCAGUAGAAGACGAAUUGUGUUACUGUGGAUGAUUGUAGCCACGCUCCAUGUGCCUUAUGCAGCACCAAAGAAAAAGACAUCCGCUGGAGACACACGGGCAAAAAAUGCAAAAAUGUCCUGUGUGGGUGUCAGGAAGCUUUGCUGUGCUGCAUUAUUGUGAGAUGAAACAUUAUACGAAGGUGAAUUAUUGUUACUUUGAUGCUGGUACGAGAUCCCCAUGUAUGUUACUUCUUUAAUAAAUGUUUUGAUGCAAGUCUUUUUAACGCCGGUUAGUGUUGUUGGUUGGUUUAACCAGAGUGUUACCACGCUCCAUGUCCCUUAUGUCCAUCAAAUGUUCUGUUUACCAUUCACAUAGAUACAACAUGCAUGGAAAUAAUGAACCGUACCAGCAAUACUCCUCUUGUUUUUUUCUAUUUGUCAGUCUGCAUAGCAUGGUUAGCAUAGCAUGGUUAGCACACGGCACGUUGUGAAUGUACGGCUCUCUGGUUUUCACAGCAGAGCUGAAGGUACUAACGCGUCUUAGCAGAGACGUCACGGUAUGAAGGAGCCAACUCGACCCCUCUGUGCAUUAGACUUAUACUGAUGUAUCCAUAACCAUAUGUAACCAUUACAAUGUUUCCCAAUAUAUUUAUGUAUAUAACAUCUUUUUACAUUAAAUAUUCAUUUUUUAAACACGA
This is a messenger RNA of Gasterosteus aculeatus aculeatus (three-spined stickleback), 7127 nucleotides long. The record is from RefSeq and is a predicted model, not a curated record. Lineage: Eukaryota; Metazoa; Chordata; Actinopteri; Perciformes; Gasterosteidae.